Molecule: messenger RNA, 1930 nt
Organism: Melanotaenia boesemani (Boeseman's rainbowfish)
Lineage: Eukaryota; Metazoa; Chordata; Actinopteri; Atheriniformes; Melanotaeniidae
Gene: ube2h
Product: ubiquitin-conjugating enzyme E2H (UBC8 homolog, yeast)
Exons: 7
Coding region: 209-760 (183 amino acids)
Biological process (GO): ubiquitin-dependent protein catabolic process; protein polyubiquitination
Cellular component (GO): nucleus
Molecular function (GO): ubiquitin conjugating enzyme activity
Source: RefSeq, a predicted model, not a curated record
GAACGCAGAGGCUGUGAACAGAAGAGAUCUAACGUUUAGCGCAGCCACUCAUUAGGAUAGGGACACAUUCAACUGCGAAGAUCUUCGGUUAGGAACAUAUCUAAAGGCAAAUGUUAACUUUUGGAUAAUAACGUUUGCUAGACUGUCUAGCGUUUCAGGAGCUGGCUUUCAGCUGACUUACUGGUGUUCUGCGGUGGAAAUAGCAAAAAUGUCGUCUCCAAGUCCGGGUAAAAGGCGAAUGGAUACCGAUGUGGUGAAACUCAUUGAGAGCAAGCAUGAGGUCACCAUCCUCAGUGGGCUUAAUGAAUUUGUAGUGAAGUUUUUUGGACCACAAGGAACACCGUAUGAGGGAGGUGUGUGGAAAGUGCGAGUAGAUCUUCCUGAUAAAUAUCCAUUCAAAUCGCCAUCAAUAGGAUUCAUGAACAAGAUUUUUCAUCCCAACAUUGAUGAAGCGUCAGGGACAGUGUGCUUAGAUGUCAUCAACCAGACAUGGACAGCCCUUUAUGAUCUGACCAACAUCUUUGAGUCGUUCCUGCCCCAGCUGCUGGCGUACCCAAACCCUAUUGAUCCCCUGAACGGUGAUGCAGCUGCCAUGUACCUUCAUCGGCCAGAGGAGUACAAGCAGAAAAUUAAAGAGUACAUCCAGAAAUAUGCAACAGAGGAGGCGCUGAAGGAGCAGGAAGAUGGGGCAGGCGACUCUUCAUCUGAAAGCUCCAUGUCUGAUUUCUCAGAAGAUGAAGCCCAGGACAUGGAGUUGUAGUAAUAGGAGGGCUCCCCCAUCCCGACCCCUCCUUUAACCCCCACAGAGACUAUAUUUGAUUUCCUCACCAUGAGAAAGCAGACUUAUAAUAUUCAUAUUUAAACAAGUUGAUUUUUUUAUUAUUACUACUAAACAAGGAUUUUUAUGGAUAUCUAGCCUUCGGUGUGUUUGACAGACACCCCUCCUACUCUGUAGCUGUUGAUCCCCACACAGAUGUCGUAGCGACUGCGUUCACCUUCUGCGCCGGUUAUCUCUGCAUUUGUUUGAUGUCAGAAAUUCCCAUGAGCGUCUAAUUUCUUGCCUCAGAUUUUAUUUUCUAACAUAGCACGCUGUAGUUGGACAUGAAUCCUAUUUUCUUCUAUUUUCUCAGCGCUAAGUGACUCUGACCAACAUUCUGGUAGUUGCUCCACCACAGAGCUGCUUAGGUCUUGUUUUCCCAACAUAAUUACAGCGCUACCCUCUAGAUAAGACAGUAUUUUAAAGCAGAACUUGGUAAACUUGAGAUACAGGAUGGUAUUUGUUUGUAAAUUUACUCCUCUUCCUCUCUGCUGUGCUUCAGCUUUGUCUAGAAAAGCCACUGUCAUGUAUAUACAGUCUAUAGGACACUGAUCAGAAACUCCUAGCUGUGAUUGGUUGUUUCCACUCAGUCACAGUGGGUUUUUGCCAAUCGCCUUAGAAGCACCAUGAUGAGCCAGAGGAACUCCCUUCCCACCCUCCUUUUUUAUUUUCUUUUUUAUUUUGUCACAACAGCCCUGCUAGUGCAUAGUGGCAGUUCCAGCUGCACAUAGCAUCUUUUAUUCAUGUUAAAGUUUUGAUUUAAAGCACACAGUUGCGCACAAGCUGUCUUAGCUCACCUCAAGUGGAUUAUGGUGACUCACAAAUGAACCCAUACUAUUUGCUAAACACAUCUGUCAAAGUAUUGAGACACAUUUUAUGAAAAAAUUAGGCUUUAUUUCUCAUUCUCUGAUAACUGAUGGCUGAUGACUUUUUUUUAUGAAGACAGAAGUGGCUCUACCAUAAGGUUUCUGGUCAGAUUCAUUUGGUGCUCUCUGAACUGAGUGAGAGACCAAGCCGAAACCAUCUGACCAUAUUAAAUUAAUGAUUAAUGUUGGGAGGCACUAAAUAUCCUCAUUGUUCAUGUUGCCACUAUAUUUAUAAUCACAUCUCUUU